This is a messenger RNA of Glycine soja, 1470 nucleotides long. RefSeq names its product purple acid phosphatase 8-like. The transcript is spliced from 7 exons. Bases 83 to 1072 code for a protein of 329 amino acids. The record is from RefSeq and is a predicted model, not a curated record. NCBI's taxonomy places the organism in Eukaryota, Viridiplantae, Streptophyta, Magnoliopsida, Fabales, Fabaceae. Gene Ontology annotation, molecular function: acid phosphatase activity; ferrous iron binding; ferric iron binding.
UGUCGCCACUUGCUAUACUAAUCAAUCAAAAUCCACACACAAAGCUUUCUUUUUUCUCCAUCAAAUUCUCUGACCUCAACAUAUGGGGCUGCAGCUUGUUUUCAUUGGUACCAUAGCCCUGUGUUUGGUUGUUUCCUCGGCAGUGCUUGAGCGGUUUGAACAAGCACUUAAACAAGAUGGGUCACUUAGCUUCUUGGUCAUUGGAGAUUGGGGAAGAAAAGGAGCUUACAACCAAUCCAAAGUUGCAUUCCAGAUGGGAGUUAUUGGACAACUAUUGGACAUCGAUUUUGUGAUUUCCACCGGCGACAAUUUUUAUGACAGUGGCUUGACAGGCAUAGAUGAUCCAGACUUUGAUGACUCAUUCACCAAAAUCUACACUGCUUCUAGCUUGCAAAAGCAAUGGUACAGUGUUUUGGGAAACCACGACUAUAGGGGUAAUGUUGAGGCACAGCUGAGUCCUGUCCUCACAAAUCUUGACAAGAGAUGGCUUUGCCUGAGAUCUUUUAUUUGCCUUUUUACAUUCUUUGUUUCAGAAGUUGCAGAGUUUUUCUUUGUAGAUACUACUCCGUUUGUGGACAAAUACUUCAUAGAACCUAAGGACCAUGUUUAUGAUUGGAGUGGCAUAUUGCCCCGGAAACAAUACAUUUCCAACCUACUCAAGGAUGUGGAUUUAGCUUUACAACAAUCAAAUGCAAAAUGGAAGAUUGUGGUGGGUCACCAUACAAUUAGAAGUGCCGGCGUGCACGGUAAUACGGAUGAGCUUGUAAAGCAGCUUCUCCCAAUUCUUGAGGCAAACAACAUUGAUCUUUACAUAAAUGGACACGAUCACUGCCUACAACACAUAAGUAGUUUUGACAGUGCAAUUCAAUUUUUGACUUGCGGGGGAGGGUCAAAGGCGUGGAGGGGUGUUGUGAACUGGUGGAAGCCAGAAGAGAUGAAGUUCUACUACGAUGGCCAAGGAGUCAUGUCUGUGAAGGUCACUGAAACUGAAAUUGACAUAGUAUUCUAUGAUGUCUAUGGCCAUGUUCUACACAAAUGGAACACAUCCAAACAGCUUCACGCAAGUUGGUGAACAAGUUCAAGAUCGAAUCCAAGGCAUUUAAUUAUGAAACAAGAAAAGAAAGAAAAAAUAAAUCUCGGGGACAAGAAACAAAAGUGCAUACAAGAUAGGAAAAAACAAUUGAGCCCUAUCAUCUCCCCAUCUGGUUUGGCUUCAUAUUUUACACUAUGCAAUUGACUAAAAUCUGUUGUAUAAUAGUAUCUACGGAAAAAAUUCUCUCCAUUUCUUUCAUUUUUAUGAUUUUGAAAAAAUAAAUAAUGAUAUUUUCUAUUUAAUAUGUAUUAUGUCGAUCUAUUUUAUUUAUUUCUCCAAAACUUUAGUAAUGAAAAAAUGGAGAGGCCGGAAAGAAAUGGACAGCAUCUACUUUCUGUAAUAAACAGAUAAUGUUCAAUUCAAUGGGAUUUUAUAUA